Photinus pyralis (common eastern firefly) is the source of this 4236-nucleotide messenger RNA. RefSeq names its product facilitated trehalose transporter Tret1-like. The transcript has 4 exons. Gene Ontology annotation, cellular component: membrane. Gene Ontology annotation, molecular function: transmembrane transporter activity. Gene Ontology annotation, biological process: transmembrane transport. Lineage: Eukaryota; Metazoa; Arthropoda; Insecta; Coleoptera; Lampyridae. Bases 700 to 2244 code for a protein of 514 amino acids. The record is from RefSeq and is a predicted model, not a curated record.
ACCCUACAAUCACUCAAAAGAGGUAUCAUCAUUCAAGAGCUUCUGGAGCUUGCUAGAAGGGCAACAAAGCCACAGAAAGCACCAAGACUAACGUGAGGAAAUUGUCUAAACUUGGUACAAAUCGGGAACUGUAAAAUAUUGCCAAAUCCCUAACGACAUUCUCCGGCUAAAUUUCAGCCCCGGAAUCAUGGCUGAUUGGACGUUGUCAAGUGUCCUUGUACGACACGUAGUGCCUCUGCUGUAAGGUUAUUCUACCGCCACCCCCUACACGAGGAGAAUUAAUUACUUGUGUUCGUUAGUUUUAUUCCAAUUCGUUAAUGGUAACUUAACGAUUGUCACUAUCACUGACAUUAGUAUAUCAUUUCGAAACGUUUAUAUGUGCCUUAUCGUGCUGUUACAAUUUCCGUCUCCUGUCUAUAGAAAUUGUACAAUUACCUACCGUUAAUAUAAUUUGAUAACAAACAAAUAACCAGUGUGCACGUAUUUAACUCAAAAUGGUUGAAGAACUUGUUAUGCCCGAAGUGAGAUUGUGCCCAAAGACUUUGUCAACCUAUAAAUAAUUAAUAAACGAUAAACAACAGUAAUUGUAAACAUAAGUUGGUAAUAUUGGAAAAGGUAAAAACGCUCAUUGGCCAAGGAUGACAUCUCGUAACCUGACGAGCAUGCACGUGUUUCAAUAAGUCUGUACGUAUCAAAAUAAUGGCAGAUUUUAACCGAAACAGUGCGCUCCCAGAACCCACUCCCGCACGCAAUGUUCUACCCCAAGUGAUAGCAGUGAGUGUGAAAAAUGUGCUUCUUUUUGCGGGAGGAAUGAGUACUGCCUACCCUACUAUACUGAUACCCGCGUUAACCAAUCCACAAGUUGAUUCCAACUUUCAGUUGAACCACGAAGAAGUGUCGUGGAUCGGAUCCACAAAUUUAAUAUGCGCCUUAAUAGGAUGCUCGUUAUCGGGAGUUGUCACACAGCCAAUUGGACGUAAGGGAUUUAUGCAGGUGGUGACCGUACCGUUAUUGGUGGCGUGGUUGAUUUUUAAAUUUGCUGAUCAAAUGUGGCACAUAUAUUUCGCAUUGGCUCUGUACGGAUUAUCAUCGGGACUGAUUGAGGCACCGGUGCUAUCCUACGUGGCGGAAGUAACACAACCUCGUGUCAGAGGAAUGCUCUCUGCAACUGGAACGUUAUCGUCAGUCUGUGGAGUACUUGUGGAGUUUUUUCUGGGUACUGUCCUGCCAUGGAGGAACAUCGCCUUGGUCUCAAGCGCAAUUCCAUUGGUGGCGUUUUUCCUCUUAUGUUUCAUACCUGAAAGUCCGCAUUGGCUGGUUAUGCGUCAUAAAUUGGCAGACGCUAAAAGAAGUUUGGCAUGGCUACGAGGCUGGACUGCAGUAGAAAACGUGCGGGAAGAGUUCGAGCAGAUGUGUCAAAAUCAUAAUGUAACCUACAGCCAGACUGGCAGUGCGAACGUAUUUACAAUAUCCGAGGGACCAUCUAGGACACUAAGGACCGUAAAUCUAAAGCCGUACGCGCAGAAAAGUUUUAUUUGGCCAUUUGGCUUAGUGGCGUUUAUUUGUUUUUUGUGCGGCUUUACGGGGUUUUUAACUUUGCAAACGUACGCAGUCAGUAUUUUUACAUCCCUGAACGUGCCCAUUAAUGAGUAUUACGCAACGCUAGGAUUGGGGAUUGCGCAAUUUUUUGGCAGUUUAGUUAGCAUCAUAUUAGUGAAAUGCUAUGGUAAACGAAUUAUGACAUUUGUGUCUUUGGGAUGCAUAGGAAUUUGUAACGUCGGUAUUGGUGUUUAUGGAUAUCAAACUAGGGUAAAAAAUUUAAGUUUAAUUAGCGAAGAUAUUGCAAGCGAUAAUUUUAAUGUAACAGACCAUCAGUGGGUUCCACUAAUAUUCCUAGUAUCGCUGUCCUUUUUUAGUCAUUGUGGUAUAAGGGUGCUACCAUGGAUUUUGUUGGGCGAAAUUUAUUCCCAUGAGACACGCGCAGUUGGAUGCGGACUGACAAGUGCGUGUUUUUACGCUUUUGGAUUUUUAGGAAAUAAGAUUUUUUUAAAUAUGAUAGACCUGUUAACUUUGCCGGGCGUUUAUUGGUUUUACGGUCUCAUUAGUUUUUUAGGAUGGCUCAUCUUGUACUUUGCGCUUCCCGAAACGGAGGGGAAGUCGCUGCAAGAAAUUAUAAACCACUUUUCAGGUAUUUCUAAAUUAGACAAUAAAAUCCGCAGGUCAUUAGAAGGGCGUAGCGUUUAGUUUCUUGUAAAUAAUAUACGUUUAAAUUUAUUUGUAUUUUCAGUGCUUUUUUUAAAGAAACAAAAUGGGUUGUUUACGGCUUGUAUGCAGUUUUGAACCAUGUUGGGACGAACUUAAAUGAUUAUCUGUCUGGAACGUUACAUGCCUUUACUGACUCUUCUAGCAGUUUUUGAUACUAUUUUGUUUUGAUAUUUUGGUCACUGUGUUGGGGAAAUUAAGAAGAAGUUGUCGAUGACAUUUUAACAAAUCCUACGGAAGGUACACAAUAAUUAUAAUGCUUUAAAGAAAACCAGGAAAAUCCAAUCAAACGGAGUGUCUGAGGAAAGUAUUCAAAAAAGGAAAAUGAACCAUCCGGGGUGAGACAUAUCUAGUAGUGAUCAAGGCAUGCUAUUCCGAAUUUGCAGGAACCUUCAGCGUUCAGCAUGUGUAACGGGAGCCCACUUUGCAUUUAAAUUUUUUCUAAAUUUUAUAUGUGGGAAAAAUUGGAUAUACCUAUACCAUUUUAUACGUAUAGUAGGCGCCGCGCGGUCAAAUUAUUAACGAUAAACGUACGCAUCUAGAACGCUUGGUUCUUACCAAUUUAGCAGGGGGCGAAACAGAAUUGAAGUGUAAACAAAAGAUGCUGGUAUACUAUUUGUUUGUGUUUUCCAAUAAAUCUCAAUUCGGAUACUCAGGAUUAACUUUAUUUGAGCUUAAAUCGAAUUACAACUUUACAACGUUCAUCAAAGUGUGUCUAAAAAUAGCUAAUGGCGAUCAACUUAAAAGUAACUAACUUCGUGUAGCCUACAAAACUACAACGUUGCCAAACUAACUAAAUUACGAUAUCAAACACUAUUGGUUUAAAAUUAUUUGGUGCAACAACAGAAACAGCACGGCCAAUCAUUGAAUAACAUUAACUAAGUACCAAAUUUUUUCUCUUAAAGAAAACAUAAUCUUCCAAAGUCCGUGUUACUUUCAUGAUUUAAACUGCACAAACAGAUUAAAUUGUUCUUGUUUGCAAAUUGAAAAUACCGAAAAAAAUUAAAUACCUGGGGUUAAUUAUUAAUACUAAAUUAUCUUGGAAGGAGUAUAUUAGUAAAUUAAAGCAAGAAAUGUUUCGUGUUUUUUUUUAGCUAUUUCGGGAUCUAUGCCCAUUUAGCAACAUUUUCAGUAAUUUAUUCAUUUACUCUAUAGGAAUUACACAGGACACACUCUACCUUGAAUUUGUAAAGGAGGGUAAGACAAAGGUUCAAUACAGAGGAUACAUCAUACAUAUCCAUGCACGCACACACCCUUAAAUAUUUAACCCGCUACGCAUUCAAUUACUAUAUCAUAAAUAAAUGCGCCAUUCGGAAAGUUAAGCAAUGGAUUUUCAGCAAUGGUUUGGAUAUGUGUAUUGAAAAAUCUUCAGUCGUAUUCUUUUCACGGAAAAGGCGAUAUAAUUUGAACCCUGUGGUUUUAGAUAAUACACUAUUUCAGGUCGUUAAAAGUGUUACAUAGGGAUCAGAUUAGAUUACAAACUAAGUUGGACGGAACAUAUACACAUGCUAACUAAAAAAUGUGAGCAAUCUCUGAAUAUUUUAAGAUUAUUGACUAGAGUGGGAUGGGGAAUCGAUUUUCCAACUGCAUUAAAGGUUUAUAAAGCACUUACAAGAAGUCUAAUAGAUUAUGGUUUGCACUUAUAUGGAGCAGCAUCAAAACCAAAUUUAAAAAGAGUCAUAGUCAUUCAAAAUAAAGCCUUAAGACACUGCAUUGGGGCUAUGAAGUCAACUCCGAGUUUCGAAUAAAGUAUUUGGCUUUAAAAUAUGUUACGAAAACAAUCUCCUUAAAACUGGAAAAUAUUUACAACUCACUACAAGAGCUUAUGUCCCACGAUUUAACCUCGGUUUUUUGGUCUAAAAAGAAGUCUCCUCCGCUUUCCGUGGCAAGCCUUUACCUUCACGAAUUAAAAAUUUCUCUUUGGAUACAAGAAAUUCCGGACGCUUCCUAUCACGAUCUUUACGUCGGAAGUCU